Messenger RNA from Aedes albopictus (Asian tiger mosquito), 1681 nucleotides. Its product is annotated as cytochrome P450 4C1-like. The coding region runs from base 95 to 1627 and encodes 510 amino acids. Lineage: Eukaryota; Metazoa; Arthropoda; Insecta; Diptera; Culicidae. Gene Ontology annotation, molecular function: oxidoreductase activity, acting on paired donors, with incorporation or reduction of molecular oxygen; heme binding; monooxygenase activity. The record is from RefSeq and is a predicted model, not a curated record. The transcript has 4 exons.
AGCUGUGCGCGACAAAUGAUAAGAGGAAUUUACAUUCUCCACGCAAGGUGUAGAGUUCAAUUUAGUAUAAUCAGUGACGGCGGGUGGAGCUGAAAUGGAUAUUCUGACAAAUUGGUGGUUUGCUGUACUAGCAAUCGUAAUAGUGCUUCUCGUUUGGGAUGCGAUAGACAAAAGUGGGCGCCAAUAUCGGGCUAUAAACAAGUUUCCAGGGCCUCCAAGUUUACCUCUUAUCGGAACUUUGGGAGAGAUUCUAUUCAUGGAUCAAGCCAAGACCUUCGAAUGGGCUCGCAAGUGGCCCAAACGAUACGGAGGUUCCUAUCGGUUCUGGAUCAACAGCUCACUGUACGUGCUGAAUGUAGUGCGAGUCCGAGAAGCUGAGCCCAUCCUGUCCAGCACCAAGAACAUCGACAAAAGUCGAUUCUACAAAUUUCUUCAUCCUUUUCUGGGCCUAGGCCUGCUGAACAGUACCGGUCCCAAGUGGAUGCAUCGCCGAAGAAUGCUAACACCUUCGUUCCACUUUAACAUACUGAACGGGUUUCAUCGUACGUUUGUGGAAGAAUGCGAUCAACUGAUGAGCACGCUUGAUGAACAUGUGGACAAAGGUGUUCCAACGGCCCUACAACCCGUGAUGUCCAAGUUCACACUGAAUACCAUUUGUGAAACCUCAAUGGGUGUGAAAUUGUCCACGGUAGCGGGAGCAGACAUAUACCGCGCGAAGCUGUACGAAAUUGGCGAAGCGUUGAUACACCGCUUGAUGCGACCAUGGUUGCUGAACGACUUCCUCUGCUUGUUAACAGGUUAUAAGGCCGCCUUCGACAAAUUACUGCUUCCGGUGCACUCCUUCACGACCGGCAUCAUCAACAAGAAACGAGAGCAGUUCCAGUCAAGUACGGAGCAGUACAGUGAGUUAACAGAAGAAAAUAUUUAUCUUAACCCGAAGAAGCGCUACGCUAUGCUGGAUACGCUGCUCCUCGCCGAGCAGAAGCAACUCAUCGACGCAGCCGGUAUUCGAGAGGAAGUGGACACGUUCGCCUUCGAGGGUCACGAUACUACGGCAGCCGCCUUAGUCUUCAUAUUUUUCACCCUGGCACGCGAACAGGCGGUCCAGGACCGAAUCUACCAUGAAAUCAGGCAAAUCUUCAACAAUAAGCCCCAGUCGGACCGAGCCUUCACGCCACAGGACUACACCGAGAUGAAGUUUCUGGACCGAGCGCUGAAGGAGUGCCUUCGUCUAUGGCCACCGGUGGCCUUCAUAUCGCGAAACAUCUCCGAGGACAUCGUCCUCGAGGACGGCAAUCUUAUCCCAGCGGGAUGCAUAGCAAACAUUCACAUUUUGGAUCUGCACCGGGAUCCGGAGCAGUUUCCCGAUCCGGAUCGAUUCGACGCGGACAGGUUCCUACCGGAGGAGGUCGAUCGGAGGAAUCCGUACGCCUACGUGCCGUUCAGCGCGGGACCGAGAAACUGUAUUGGACAGAAGUACGCCAUGAUGGAACUGAAGGUGGUGGUGGUGAAUGCGCUGCUGAAGUACCGAGUACAUCCGGUGACUCGACUGGAGGAAAUCAACUUUGUGGCGGACUUGGUGCUGAGGAGCACCAAUCCGAUUGAGGUUAGGUUUGAAAGGAGGUAGUUGAGCGAGUGGCGAAUAAAUAAAAAUGUAUUGCUGAAUCAGUAUUUGCUGGUG